Messenger RNA from Cydia fagiglandana, 1911 nucleotides. RefSeq lists its product as uncharacterized. Lineage: Eukaryota; Metazoa; Arthropoda; Insecta; Lepidoptera; Tortricidae. The record is from RefSeq and is a predicted model, not a curated record. The transcript has 5 exons. Bases 167 to 946 code for a protein of 259 amino acids.
ACCAGUUGCGCGCGGUUUCUCUAAGGAGCCAUUCGGCGUCCGCCGCAAACGAGAAAAACACGCACCAUAGCUAAUAGAGAAUACAAAUCAAAUUUCGAACGUUCGCGUUCUAAAUUUGAAAAUUUAUUUGUAUUUCUUUUAUUUUAAGGCGUUUUAGGGGUUAAAAAUGAGGAGCGGUUGGCCAGUGUUGGUGGUAUACGUGUUUGUGUGCCUUCAGUGCAGUUUGCAGUUGAUACCGUUACCGGACUUCAUCCAUCCCUGUUCCGAACUAUCAGACGAAUGCUUCACCCAGGCCACACUGGAUGCCAUCCCCGGGCUGGUGAAGGGCAUCCCGGAGGCCAAUAUCCCGUCGCUGGAUCCGCUGUACCUGGACAAGAACAUCAGCAUGAACCUGCCCGGGAACGUCAAGAUGACCUUCCAUAAUGGGAGGCUGAUCGGGCUCAGUACGUGCGUGCCGCUCAAAGUUUCGUCUCGCCGGGAGACCCGCAAGUUCAUCUUCGACAUCCGUUGCAACUUCACCAUCAAGGGCCACUACAGUCUGCAGGGCAGGAUCUUGCUCUUCAACCUCGACACCGACGGCAACGCCAAGAUCAAAAUAUGGAACCAGCGUAUCCGCCUGGAGGUUUUGGAAAAGGUCGUGAUGGACAAAACUACGGGCGAGGGGCACUACAAGAUCAACUCGUACAAGUACAAAGCUGACUACGGCACAGACCUCAAACUCAACCUCACUAACUUAUUCCGAGGAAGCGCUGAAAUCAGUGCAAACAUCCUGCAAGUCCUGAACCAGAACUCGCAGCUGGUGGCGCAGGAGUUCGGCGCCCCGAUCCUCGAGUACGCCAUCGACUACGCUAUGAACGUGACGCAGCGAUUCUUCAGCGCCUACACCUACCAGCAGAUCUCACACGUACCCAUCACGCCUGAAUUCUUCGAGAAGGAAAAGAAAUAAAGUAAUAUAAAGGACAACUCACCGUGGACCGUGUCCGGACCGGAGCUUCCGGCGCUUACUUUUCUAUGAUAUAACAGGCGAUCACGUGAUGCUUUCCGUAGAAAACCAUGCGCCGUAAACUCCGGGUCCGACACGGCCCGGUUUAACGUGAGUCAUCCUUAAAGCGUAGCAUAUUUACCUACUAUUUACACGAGCAGAGAACCGUACAAAAUAUGGGGCCGCAAAUACCACGAGGCUGCUUGCAGACAAAUCUGUAGGGCUAAUAUGGUCGGCUCUUUAUCAUUUGUCACCAUGCCGAUCACGUUCUAACAAAUAUGUAAGUGCGAAAGUGACGCAUGGCAUGACAAGUGAUAAAAAUAAGACCAUGAUACUGGCGUACAUAUUCGUAGGUAUUCGUAAACACUGAGCUUAAGUAUAGUAAAAUUAGUAAAAGUUAAAAGGUUCCGUGUAAUAUUUUGGGGUAGCAAGAAUUUAAAUCUCGUGGUUUUGAUAUUCCUUCUACAACUAUUUUCGCUGUUGCUUGCGACAAAAUCUCUGUUUGACUUAUGGUUAAUAAUUCGCACUGUCUAGAAACAUGCACAUGAAAAAAUAUUAUUUCUAAGAUAUACUUACGUGUAGAUAUAUAUUUAUGUCAAAUCCCCUUGUCUUUUAAUCGCUUAUCAGGUGUUUUCGGAAUGUUGGUACAAUUCAACAGACAACAGCAAUUGUUUUUGUACAUGGCAUAUAAAGAAAUUUGCUCAAUAUGUUUUACUUAAACGGUGAUCUAAUCUAUGUUUGUCUUACCUAGAUUUCUAGGUUUUUACAGUGUUUGUGUGAUAUUUAAGUUUGCUAAUAUAAUUUAUUUUUAUAUUGUUUUUAUACUUUGGGGUACAAUGCAGUGGUUUGAAAACCGCCGAUGCUUUUUUGAUACGAUCGUUAAUAAACUGGUGUACCUGCUUAUAUUUUGAAUACAUAUUUUAGAAUAG